This is a messenger RNA of Didymodactylos carnosus, 906 nucleotides long. The record is from the annotation of a GenBank genome assembly. NCBI's taxonomy places the organism in Eukaryota, Metazoa, Rotifera, Eurotatoria, Philodinida, Philodinidae.
AUGGCUGCUAACUCCAGACCAAUUUCAGCUUCUAUGCUGUUUCCGCUGACGCGACCGGGCUCGCCGGCCGAUCGUUCAGUAUGUCCCAUUACACUGGAGCCGAUUCGCGAUCCUGUCACGGUCGAAGAUGGUCAUACAUACGAACGCGAGGCAAUUGUAAAAUGGGUUUUACAGUCAAAUGGAACAAGCCCCAUGACCCGACAACCGCUCGAUGUUAGGCGACUGCUAUCUAACUCGACUAUCCAAUAUUUAGGAGCUGCUUCGCUGCCUUCUGUGAGAUCAAAUCGUGUUGCACCCCUUUAUCCAACAAAUUCAAGUGAUGAGCCUACUACACUAAUGCAUAGACGAAAAUGGUACAAGAGCAGUUGUUGUCGAUGUGUAUGUUGCAUAACGUGUAUCGUAGCUGUCGUCAUGAUAAUUGUUCUUGCAGUUGUACUCACACGACAGGACUUUUCAGUUCAAGACCAAUGUUCGAUCGUAAAUGAGACAACUCUACUCUAUCUCACGACAGAUUAUUCCACUAAAUUUGCCUAUUAUUGUUUCAUCUAUCAGGCAGCCAAAAACUUCUCAACCUUAUCGUUUGAAUUUCGUAAUGAUCCAUCAUAUUGGUAUUUAGACGAUGUGUCAGUGAAAGAUGCGAGUGAACUAAUAGUGAACGGAGGAUUUGAAUUGGGUGCAUUGACUGGAUGGACGCUAACACGUUCAGGCAAUUCGGUUCUUUCCGGCAGGAUUUCAUCACUUUAUGCGCAUACGGGCAUUUAUUCUUUCCGUGAUGGUGUUACCGGUGCUUCUGAACGUCUUAGUCAAACAUUUUCAACUCGUACAAAUGUGAGUUAUAUAAUUGGUUUUUGGCUACAGUGUCCGUGGGGCACUCAAAACCUAUAUGCUAAUAUCACAAUCACAUAA